CUGUCAAGAAUCGAAACAAAAGUGUCAAACGCAAAUUUUGUAAUCUCACGCAAAGUUUGAAUUGAUUAAAAAAAUCAUUAUAAAGAAAUAACCCGAUACUAAAUAUAUUGCGCUAUGGCUUCCAUUCUUGUACCCGAAAUACCCGCACCUGGAUUCUCAUUCGAAAAUUGUCAACGCAACGCGUUCCUUGAACAGAAAGGUUUCCCGGCACCCAAAGCUACAAAGACCGGUACCACCAUCGUGGGUAUAAUUUACGCUGAUGGAGUCAUAUUGGGUGCGGACACGCGAGCCACCGAAAAUACGGUGGUGUCCGACAAAAACUGCCAGAAAAUACAUUAUCUAGCCGGCAAUAUGUAUUGCUGCGGCGCAGGAACCGCGGCCGACACCGAGAUGACUACGCAAACUGUUGCAUCUCAAUUGGAACUUCAACGCUUGCAUACCGGACGGACAGUGCCAGUAGCGACUGCAGCAACGUUAUUGAAGCGCAUGUUGUUCCGGUACCAGGGUCACAUUGGUGCUGCCCUAGUAUUGGGAGGUGUUGAUCGCACUGGUCCCCACAUUUACUGCAUUUAUCCUCAUGGGUCAGUUGACAAACUGCCAUAUGCUACCAUGGGAUCUGGCUCUCUUGCUGCGAUGGCAGUCUUUGAAGCCCGUUGGAAGCCAGACAUGAAUGAAGAAGAAGGCAAAAAACUUGUACGUGAUGCAAUCGCUGCUGGUAUCUUCAAUGAUCUUGGAUCUGGUUCUAAUGUGGAUUUGUGUGUGAUCCGUACCACUGGCCCGGCACAGUACCUUAGAACUUAUGAAGAAGCUAACAUUAAGGGCAAGAAACAAGGUUCUUACAGAUACCCUCUAGGCACCACUGCAGUGUUGAAACAGCGCAUCAUUCCCCUGGAAGUGGAGUCGGUGACAGUGAGACCAGUGCAGCCAAUGGAGGUUGAGGCUUCCGUCAGCAGCUGAAGAUAUAUUUCACUGUUUAUUCAUAUACAUUUUUAUAAAAUAAAACUACUUAUGCAAUA
This is a messenger RNA of Bicyclus anynana (squinting bush brown), 1016 nucleotides long. It is a transcript of the gene Prosbeta2, whose product is annotated as proteasome subunit beta type-7. Bases 115 to 957 code for a protein of 280 amino acids. Gene Ontology annotation, molecular function: threonine-type endopeptidase activity. The record is from RefSeq and is a predicted model, not a curated record. Lineage: Eukaryota; Metazoa; Arthropoda; Insecta; Lepidoptera; Nymphalidae. The transcript is spliced from 5 exons. Gene Ontology annotation, cellular component: proteasome core complex.